Phaedon cochleariae (mustard beetle) is the source of this 525-nucleotide messenger RNA. The record is from the annotation of a GenBank genome assembly. Lineage: Eukaryota; Metazoa; Arthropoda; Insecta; Coleoptera; Chrysomelidae.
AUGAGUAAAAAAACUACCCCCGUCACUAUUUCAACCGAUACUGCUACUACUGCUCCUUUCACCUCAGAUGAGUCCUCUAACCAAACGAAUUCUUCCACUAGCAAACGUACUGUAUCGGAAAUCCUGACACCAACAUCGGAAGAUGUUUCAACUUUUUCUGUUCCUCGAACUGACAUAUCAAGAACGAAAAAACAAGAACAAGAUGAUGUUCCCUUUACAAUUGGACCUGAACAACUGAAAAACAUAAUUUGCAUCUUGAACAAACAACAAUUACCUUGCAUAAUCGACGCAGAACAACUCAAAGAUCUACUUGAAAACGCUCACGGCUCAACAGAUGCAUUGAGUGUUUCAAAGGAUUACACCAAAGACACUACUGCACUCAUCAAAUUACUAACUGAAGUACAUUUCCAUACUGAUGACAGAAGUCUCAAGAUCAGAUACACGAAAUUAAGGAAGAAACUACAGAAAAAAGUAGAAUCUGGAUUUUACGAAGCCCAAAGUGACUCAUCUGACCAACUGUUCUGA